Messenger RNA from Spirodela intermedia, 8309 nucleotides. The record is from the annotation of a GenBank genome assembly. Lineage: Eukaryota; Viridiplantae; Streptophyta; Magnoliopsida; Alismatales; Araceae.
AUGGCUUCAGAUCUGAAACUAAGAGCGAAGGAAGCCUUCGUUGACGACAAUUUCGAGCUCGCUGCCGAGCUGUACACGCAGGCCCUGAACCUGGCCCAGGAUGACGCUGAUCUCUACGCCGACCGCGCCCAGGCCAACAUCAAGCUCGAGAACUACACCGGUACCUGUUCCGACCUUCUCGCAACUUCUCUUUCCAUCUUUCCGUGGGUUGUUUUCCCUCUUUGUGGGGUCAAGCUGUAGUGCGCGUGUUGAUUUCUGGUUUUUUCUUGUUCGUUUUCACGUUACCUUCGCAUCGUGCUCGUUCGCUAAGAUGAUUCGGACCGUGACUCCUUUAGAUUGUUUGGCUAUCAUCUUACUGUUUUGGUCUUGAAUUUGGAAAGUACUCUGAUUUUGCAGUCGUUUUGGCUAUCUGCGUAUAUGUUAGACUUGAUCGUCCAUUUCUCUUAUCUUUUUUGGGAAUUCUAUGAAGUAUAGAUCUUCGAUGAUUUAAAUUGCGUUUCUUUUUAAACAUUUCAUUUUGAUGCGGUGAGGAGUCUGUUCAUUUCUGCACUGCUGACUGUGACUUUUGUGUACUGUACAGAGGCCGUCUCUGAUGCGCAUAGAGCGAUUGAAUUGGACCCUUCGCUUUCAAAGGCAUACUUGCGCAAGGGGUCUGUUAUUUCUGAUGUCAUCUCGAUGCGCAAAUACUAAGUAAAUUAUGCUAUUAGCAAUGUUAUUAUAUCCAUGGGCAAUGUUUUACAAGCCAGUGGCUAAUAUUAGGCCUCAUCAUUACUGUAAAGCAUAAGCCUCCGCAUACCCUGUAAAUUUAUUCUUGUACACCUGGAGGGGAACAGUAAUUUGUGUUUUAACAAAAAAUAUUCCCUUAUGGCUUCUUCAUGUGAUUUUCUUGUUGAGCUGUCAUUUUUUUAAAAAUAGAAAGCUUCAUUAGCAGAUUCAUAAGGGAACUAUGCAUUUUUCUUUUAAGGAAAUCUUCUGCUUCCAUUAUAAGUGUGGCCAACUGUUUGGUUUAACACUGGCGAAAUGUUUUGCUGCUCAUUUUCAUCUGGUCUUCCCAUCAGGUAGGAUAUCUGGAUUAACAAUUUGGCAUCUCCUACCUCAAAUCAAUAACACGUUGUUUGAUUAUUAUUGAUUCUCUCCAUUGAUCUAUCCAUUUUGAACCCCAGAUGGAGUUUUCGUUCGUGGCUCAUGUUUCAUUCGUAUAUUUUUCCUAUUUCAUUUUCUUGAGCAUUCUUUGAGUGAAGAACUAAAUGUAUCAUUUAGUGCGUUAUUCCUUGGAAUAUGUCUGUUCAGAUCCCAUUGUCUAUUCUCUUCUCACUCUAUCACGUUCAACCACAAAACAUACAUAUCAUAAUCUAGUAGGAAUGUGCACUCCCUCAUCUUCAUCAUCAUCAUCAUAUUCAUCAUUGAGGCUCAUCCCAUCAGGGAAUUUCAGGCAUUCUGGAUUGGAGUAGGAAUAAGAACAAAACUAUAUCUCAACUAAUUCUUAAGGGAAAGCAAUUGGCUUCAAGUUUUCAUGUGAGGCCAUGACAUGGUAUAAUCACUCUACUGACUGAACUUUAUUGAUUCGAUGAAUUUUUUAACAAGUGACAUUCCUUAAUGGGAGUCUGGCCUGCUUUGAGCCCUGGACACAUCAGUUCAAGUUUUCAUUCUGAAAAAAUGUAACUGUUUUGGUGAUUGCGCUUUAUAAAUCUGUUUUUAUCUCAUGAUAGUUGUGCUUAUUUAGACGUUCAUCUAUCUAUAUGAUCUAACUAUUAUUUCCCUGAUUAAAUGAUUUUUCUCACUUGUUGAUCCUAUUAAGACUAGUCUGUGUAAACGGUUUGCAUAUGUAACUCUCUUAUUUUGCAUAUUAUUCGACAGUCUCUUUUCACAAAUGAAACCCAAAAAUGUGGAGCGAAAAUUGUAAAAUGUCUCUCUUUCGGUUUACAGCACUGCGUGUAUGAAGCUGGAGGAAUACCAGACUGCUAAAACUGCUCUUCAGGCUGGUUUUGAUUUGUCACCUGGAGACACUAGAUUUAACAAACUGAUCAAAGAGUGUGAUGAUCGAAUUGCAGGUAUUUACAUAUGUGAAUUUCAGCUUUAUCCACAUGCCAAGCCAUUGUGGUGAUCAGACCACACGUGCAAAAUCAAGACCUGUGUUUUUACUAUCCACUCGUUGUGAUGCGAGUGACUCAUUUUUCUUGCUCUAAGAAUAAUGCACAGGCACUUGAUAUGUGAUCCCUUGCCAUCUCUUUCAACCCCCUUUUUCUAUUCCUUUGACCAAAUGUUUAAUGGACUCGUUAUAUGAUUUCAUAUGGGGUUUUUCAUCUGGCCAUUUUCAUUUCAGAUGACCUCACUUCUUGACUAUGAUUUUUUUUAUUGACCUAACACUACUAUCACCGGAUCAAUUGUUAUUUUAUAAAAAAAUCCAUUGAUCAUAUAGCAUCCCGAAAACUGUCACUAUUUUAAUACAACAACUGUCAUUUUUUUGGAGUGCAUCCUUUUUAAGUCCCUCUAUUUAAACAAAAAAUAUAUCAUGUCGAUGGAAUGUAGACGUUGCAGUAAAUACGAACCAUUGAAACAGAAGUGGCAAGUCGAUUGAGAUGAAGGUAGGCAAGUCUUAUUUCUGAGUUGUCUGAUUUGUCUUGUGGUUAUGCUCCUGAUUCUAUCCGCGUUACAUUGCUCUAGUCUGGGUUGAAAGGAUACUAGUAGUCAGGGCCUUUCCUCAGUUAAUCAUUUUAGAAAAUUUUCGAUUGUGUUUCACCAUCUAUUAAAGAGACUCAUUAUCCUGUUCAGGCCUCAUUAUUAUGUAAAGAUUCAUAGAAGACAAUCAUCAAGUGUAUGGCUGAUCGUACAUUAUCUUGUUGCAGAGUUUCUGAGAAGAAUUCCUAAUUUUAGUCUGUGCGUGCCCUAAAGAGAGUUGCCGAAUUUCGUGAGUGAAAGUGAAAACUCAGAGUGGCUUUGCAAUACGAAAGUGUUUAAAAUCAUCUUGAAUGUCACGUAUCAUAUUGAUGACCAUAAAGAGCAUAAAAUCAUAUCACUGUCUUCUUGAUGUGAGAUUUAAAAGUGCAGCAGAGGUCUCCUUCGUUGUCAAGUGACUGAAAAUUCGUAUGCCGAAGGUUGUCUGGUUUCAAAAGGCAAUACAUUAAUCUCUAUACUAAAGGUGAAAACCAGAAGAUGGGAAAGAUUUUUCCGGAAAUCCUGUUAAAUAUUUGCCGUGCAGCCAAUUGAAUGUGCCUUCAGACCGUGGAAACAACAUGGUGGUGACGAAUAAAGAUGUCUGUGUGGUUGAUUUUCAGGAUAUCAUGCAACACUUGUCAAUCGGAAUAAGCUUAUUACAGCGGUAGACAGUGGAUUCUUGGGUACAGAAAAUUCAUGUGAUCCACCAUCUCUAGUUUUUCAUUUUCCUUUUUUAUUUCAGAAGUUUCAACAUUCAUGCUUUUUUUUUCUUGGUUGCAUUAACCUGUCACGAAGAUGUGUUGUUGGUGAAUGAGAAGAAAUCGUUAGGUUUCGUCUACCAGUUUUCCUUGUUUGAGUCACCAGUUUUUGAAUCAUAUUAGAAAUUAAUUUAAAGGCAUGCUGAUUCUUACUCCUAGUCGCUUACAUAUGAGUGACAGACUAGAAUGAUCGGAUUUGCUCUCUGUAUAAAGUGCUCAAGAGACAGAGGGCACGCUCUUCAUUCGUGUUGUCAUCUUUUCACUGUUCUUAUCCCAGAUCCUCCACACCGCUCUCUAACAAGGCUUUAACCAUUUUCUUUAAUUGGUAGUACACGAACAAGAACUAUACUGUACCAACCCGUUUACACAUUUUUCUUCCCGGCAUUGUCUGAACUUGUUGACUCUAGAUGCCAUAGUAUUUAUUUUGAUGUAUUUGAGUUGUAUUGGUAUUAAACGUUUUAUUCUCUGCAGAAGAGAGUGGUGUUAUAUCCUCGACAAAAAUAUCAGGCACAUCAUCUAGUGUAUCUCCUCCAUCAGAAAGUGCUGAUGAAAGUGGAAAAGACGAGGAAAAAAUACUGCCCGUAACGCCAGCUAUGCCUAAAUACAGGUGACUCGUCAACCCUUUUAUGCCAUCAAGUUAUUUGUGUCAUACACUCGAUAUCGGAUUUCAGUAGAUCCUAUGAAUGAUCGAAAGAUUUUCCAAAUAUUAUACCUGGCUGCCUUCUUGACAAAGAAUUUAUUAUGAGGAUAAUGUUGGGCUUCAGAGUGUUAGGCUACAGGAUGCUUGCUUCUGUUAACACUGGAAGUGAAAUUUUAGGGUUUCAAAUUCGUAGCUCCUCCAACGUAUUUAUUUUUUCGAGAGCGUGGGCAUAACACGAGUAGACUUAAAGUGAUCAAGCCUAACGAUCCCACAUUUAAAAUGACACACUAACACGCUUGAUAGCGGUUCUAGUACGUCCAUAUUCCUAUGCUCAUUGACGACCUCCUUUGUCAUGCACUUAAGACCUACGUAGUCCGAAUCUGAUCGGGCUGCCCUUCUCGAAGUCUGAUCCCUUUAGUUUGGAUGGUUUAAUGUGGGCACCGAAGGUGUCAAUUAGAUGGCCAUGGCUGUGAUUGACUGUGGCCUGUGGCAUCAAGUGACUCACAAGGCAUGCCCACUGUUUAGGCCCCAAACGAAACCACUAAAAACUUAAGGAAGUCAGUAGUUACAUUUUCCAUUAAUUCCAAGCAUGGUUUAGUUUUUUUUCGUUAACAUGAAAUAUUUUCGUAUUCCGUACAUCCAUCCCUAAACAUCACAGUUUUCUGCAACAAAUUGUGGUGGAAGACAAAGAAAAGUUUGAUUUUGGGACGUGGCCUUCUAUCUGCUCUCAUCAGCCAAAGAUCAAUGUCAAAUUGAAUCCAAACUUUAGUCAAAAUUUUCAUCUUAAAUUUAUAGUCUUCUUCGGUUCUCCAGAAUGAAAUUUAUUGUGCCCUUUUGUUUUUUGCACGUAGUUACCAUCGAGACUCGUUGUGAUUUUUAUCUCUGUUGAUUUUUUGUUUUCCUGUUCAUCAUAUUAACUUAUUAUGCCAUCAUGCAUUAGUCACGAACAUAAAUUCUCGAGUAAAAUUUUCUGUUAAAGAAGUGGAAAUGACAUUUUUAUCCCUCUACCUAAGGAUUCUCCUCAAUCAGAAACUUUUUCUUUCGGAGCUCAUCUACUUUUAUACCAUUGUUCCGUUCAUAUCACGCAGUCAUUUUGAACAUUUUUUUAGUUUUCCUUUCUGGAAAUUUGGAAUUUGAAGCUAUGGGAAAGCUGCCACAGGGAUUAAGCUUAUCUCCAUUGAGAGUCAUUUGCUCCAGCUGUUUUAUUGUAGGAUAGUGUGAUGUAUUUGUCUUUUGCCACUGAAAUUUUUAAUAGUUCUAUAUUCGAAGAAACAUUGAUUGCUUCUUGAAGCUGGUGUCAGGCUUCUAUGUUGAGAGGUUCCAUGUUUAUCAAUGUUUAAUGGAAUCUCUUUGAUCCGUUUCUUGAUACAUAAGCAUUAUGAAGUUUUUUCCAUUAUGUUCAUAUUUCCCUGCAUGCAUAGCUACGAUGGUUUUUUCAGGAAUGAUAUUAAUCUACCUUGGAACGUCUGUAUUAGGAAAUGUACUUUACUGGGCAUCCCAUUCUCGAGGGUUGUGCGAUGUGUUACUGACGAUUAGCCGAGAGAAUAUCUGGACGCUUCUAUAAUUUUGUCUUGUAUUAGGAAGAAGGAUUUGCAUGCACACCUAAGAUGUCCCUACAUUAAAUUUUUUUCAUAUCUUAUUUACUGAUGAAUUGUAACUAAGAAUACUUUAAUUUGGGUUAUUUUUGGUGUUAUAUAUAGCUUUCUUAGCUGUGCAAUUCAUGUUGGAUGAUGCAGACAUGACUAUUACAAUACCCCAACAGAAGUUGUUUUGACGAUAUUUGCGAAAGGCAUACCACAGGAAAAUGUGAAUGUUGAUUUUGGUCAACAAGCCGUAUGUUAUUUGAUGUCCACUAUUGCUUUAAACAUUUUCCUAUUUAGCAAAUGCCAAUAAUUCUGAAAUUUGGUUGCCAUGAAUUAAUACGGGCUGAUGAAGCUAUUUGUUUUCAGUUGACUGUUUCAAUUGAUGUCCCUGGUGAAGAAUCGUAUCAUUUUCAGCCACGUCUAUUCGGAAAGGUAUUAAAGUCUCACUUUUGGUAUGAUAUGUCGAUAUGUCUUCAAAUGUAUUGAAUAAGAAAUAGAGACCGGAAGUGGCAGAAGAGCAAGGAUAAGAGCCGUUCAUACUCCUGGGAUUACAGAGAUGAACACCUUUCUGAGCACUCCAUCUACUGUGAAGGUGUACACACGAGCUUCACGAGAGACUUUAUAUCGAUACUAAUGUGAUUUCUUAAUUAUUUCCAAAUGAAUUGCUACCCAUAAACAAUAUUUUCCCGUUUGGGGUUGAACUGCAUAAGCUUGCACGAUAAUUAAAAAUCAAAGGUGUUAUUUCUGCAUCUGAGGGCUAUCAUUUUUUAAGUUCUGCGCUAUAAACUGGGUGGCUAUGCUUUUACCUGAUGUUAGAACUUUCUUUCUAUAUCUCAGGUGGCUAAGUUUUUUUUUUUUUUUUUUUUUUUUUUUUGGGUGAUUAAACAGAUCGUUCCCAGUAAUUGCAGAUACGAAGUGUUACCUUCCAAAAUUGAAAUCCGUCUUUCAAAGGUUGAUCCUAUAACAUGGACAUCUCUUGAAUUUAAUAAGGAUAAAACAAGUCUGCAAAAGAUAAACGUUCCAUCAGGUACCUCAUUAUGAUUUGUUUUAUGACUUUUUAGACAUGACUACUGAGUUUAAUGACCUUCCCAUUUUGUUUGCGUAACCUAUUUUCAUUGUCCAAGAAUUUUGUCUGCCUACGUCGUAGCCUAUGGUUGUGUUCUAAUGUUUGACAGUGAGGCGUUCGUUUUGUUAUUUUCAUGUUUGCUGCAACUUUGCAUGCGGUACUUCGGUUUAUAUCCUUAAUACUUCUAGCGUUUCUCUUUGAACUUACAUUGAAAUGGCAAAUAAGUUAAGAGGCCCCCGUUUGGAAAUGAAAAGCCCAUAGACGACUGAAUAGCCUGCACAGUGGAGAAAAAUAUUCAACCAUUUUUAUUCAAGGAAAAAAAUCUUAAAAAUGAAAAAAAUAAUUAUACAGAUAAUUUCAAUACCUUUUACCUUUUUUUCCCAGACCAAGCUCUGUGCCAAAGAGUGGAAUAGAUGAUAGGUUGGAUAGAUGGACUACUUGUGUUACCAGAUUUGGCAAAGUGAGUAUUCCAUAGUUUCCGAAAAGAUCCACCUAGCUCUCAUAUUUCCUAACUAAUGGAAAAGCUCUGUGGGACUCAUUUUAUUGUUUCAAUAGAUUGCUUUGUGACAUCGAUUAAACCCAAGGGCAAACGCGUAGACAAUCUCAUCACAUCAUUUUCUCUAGAAGAAACAAGGUAACCAUCUGCGGCAUGAACCAGUGCAUUUCCUUGAUCGAUUAUUUUGGUUCUUUGAUCGCUUUCUCUUUUCUAUAAUUUACCUGUUCAGCGAAUGCUCUGGUGGUCAAUGGAACGAGGCCUUGAGUUGUUCCGCUAUUGGCACUCUCUGCGAUUUCAAAAACUUCCACUAUAACCUUCAUUCUGCCAAAUCCACAUGAAUCGACAUUUGCCUAAUUAAUUCGGCUGCCGUUGAUUUUAUCGGAAAAAAUAGAAGACUAACGAAGCUGGGGUUCCAAACCUGCUAUACAGACAGGAGAAAGGAACCGUACACAUAUUCCGAACCACUAACCAACCCCCCCCUCCCCCCUCUAACAUGAUAAUCCGCUUCUUCCACGAAUUUAUUCCUAGAUCAAUCCAAUCGCGCUGCUUUCCAUAUAUAUAUAUAUAUAUAUAUUUAAUAUGAUCAUUUGGAGAUCGAGUCUGAUCCUCUUUUUUUAUUGGCAGGGUCAUCAGCGUCGCGAAAACCAUCUUACCCGUCUUCGAAGUCAAAGACCGACUGGGACAAGCUGGAAGCCGAAGUAAAGAAAGAGGUGCCACCCGAUGUCUUCCUCUUCCCUAGAAGCGGGGCGGUCUCUAUCCUCUGAGAUUUAUCAAUCCAGAGUCUUACUGAACCGCUUCCUUCUCCAUAUAUUUUGCAGGAGAGCGAUGAAAAGCUUGAUGGCGAUGCAGCGCUGAACAAGCUAUUCCGAGACAUAUUCCGAGACGCCGACGACGACAUGAGAAGAGCCAUGCAGAAAUCCUUCGUACGACACGCCUCUCUCCCUUCCCACUCACCUCACUCUUUGGCAGCUUAACCUCACUCUGGGCCAAUGAAAGAAAACAGGUCGAGUCGAACGGGACGGUGCUGUCGACCAAUUGGAAAGACGUGGGCUCAAAGAAGGUGGAGGGAACCCCUCCCGACGGCAUGGAGAUGAAGAAAUGGGAGUACUGA